Candidula unifasciata is the source of this 1245-nucleotide messenger RNA. NCBI's taxonomy places the organism in Eukaryota, Metazoa, Mollusca, Gastropoda, Stylommatophora, Geomitridae. The record is from the annotation of a GenBank genome assembly.
AUGGCAAGGCACUUGAAGAACUUUGAGAAGCACUCUCUGUUGGCUCGCAGGAAGAACAACACCGCCUCCAAGAUGCUGGAAGAAAAACUGAAGUACAUGGAGCAGAAGUUCAAUCGUGACUACAGGCAGUACCUGAGAGUGAAGUCCAGGGUUCAGUCAGAGCUGAAGGUUAUUGAAGAUGUUGCCAGCAAUUACGACGAAGAUCAGUCUUCAAAGACCAUAGUUCCGACACUAAAUCUGCAUCCUCCUGUGGAAGAGAAACAUGUUCUCCACUAUUCACGUCAUACGGGAAUUGUUUCAGAGAAACACUCAUACAAGAAACAAGAAUUGCAGACAGAAAACAAGAAGUUGGUAAUUUGUCCAGACUCAUCAAAAAAUCCGCCACAAUCUUUAAAUAAUAAUCCAAACGUAGCAAGCCGCCUUUCUAAAAACACAUCUGCGAAUGGGGUCGAUUCUACGAAGGGACGUAGCAGCAAACACGAAGACGCUAGUAUGCUGUCAGCUAAAGUCCUUUACAACUACAAGCAACUAUCUUCCUUUCCACCUGAUAACUCAAGAUAUCACAAAAUCUUGUCAGAAAACAGCCAUGGUUCACAUUUAUCUGUAGCAAACAAUGCUUCGACUAUUCCUGAUUCAUCUACACUGACAACAUCAACACCGGGUGAGGUAGCCGAACUGUCGAGUGACAUCUUGUGCAAGUACAGUCCAAAUUCCCAAGCUUGUCAUUGCAGACAUUUCCCUUGUGUCCCACCCAAAACUUACCAUACACUUGGCCAAGGAAGCAGCGACGGGAUUAUUGCUACAGGUGAGGAAAGUGAUUCCUCAACUGGAAACUUUAGUACACAUUUAAAAGUUCCUCAGAAAUCCAGAAGUCAAACGUCUCCAAACCCUAACUUAACAGUCACUGUUGGUUUGCAAAACCCUAGCCACAAAACGUCAAUUCUUACAUCAAAUCUAAUUCUUAGUAAAGAUAUGGCUGAAUUAAAGAUUCGAGCAGUGAACGAAUUAGGCAUGAGACCAUCGUUUCCAGGGCCCAGACUGGACAGAAGAGGCAGCCUGCCGACGAAAUUUCAAAUUGAAGAAUCUAAUCGAGCCCGGGUAACUAUCAAAGACAAGACCAGAGGACUUAAGCAAAUGGUCAGCGAAAUGAGGGCCAAGAAUGAUCUGCAGAAACCACGUGAAUGGGUGGUCAAUUAUGGACAUCAUUUCCCAGCUCGCAUACUCUUAAAUCCUGUGAUGCCAUAA